Molecule: messenger RNA, 810 nt
Organism: Diaporthe amygdali
Lineage: Eukaryota; Fungi; Ascomycota; Sordariomycetes; Diaporthales; Diaporthaceae
Exons: 4
Coding region: 1-810 (269 amino acids)
Source: RefSeq, a predicted model, not a curated record
AUGGGUGGUGUUGCCUCAAAGCCAGGCAAUGACCCUGAUUAUACCCUUCAGGUCAUAGGCGCCGGCUUCUCCAGAACUGGCACCGUGACCAUGGCCUUGGCUCUGGAGAAACUCCUCGAUGGCCCAGUAUGUCACGGCGGCACGCAAAUGCACAUGUUAGAGGAGAAAUACCCACGUCAAUGGGUGGAAAUUUACCGUGCCCGCCACGAACGCCCAAAACUCCUCGCGAAGCUACGAGAUGCCACUCGUGGCUUCGUGGGCAUCACCGACAUGCCUGGCGUGCACUUCAUCGAAGAAUUGUGCGAGAUCUACCCGGAAGCCAAGGUCAUUUGUGUACGACGGGACUCAAAGCGUUGGCUUCAGAGCGCACAACAUAUGAGCGACAAGAUGACGGCAUGGUAUAUGCCAGCGCUUAUGUGGCCGAUGCCUGCGGCUCGCUGGUUUGCAAUAUGGCUCGAUCUAGCCGUAGCGAGGACUGGAGAAAUGGGAUUGCUGCCUUUUGAUGAGGACUACCUCCGUCGUUACAACGAACAUGUUGAACGCGUUGUUCCUCCUGAAAGGCUCUUCUGGAUGGAGAUGAGCGAGGGAUGGGCGCCGUUGUGUAAGAUGCUUGACAAGCCUAUCCCGGAGGAGCCAUUUCCUAAAGCCAAUGACUCGGAAGCAGCGGAUGAGUUGAUCGAGCUGAAAAUCAAGGCCGCUUGCCUUGUGUGGACAGGAUGCGACAGUGGCAAUGUCAGCUUUCGUAUCUCGUUUGUCUGUGACGCGGAGGUCAAGGAUUACCUUGCUCGGCCGCAAGGCGUACUGGACUAA